UUCACCCUAUUAUCUCUCCUUUGUUCUUAAACUUAAUUGUCCAUUUAAAAUAGGUGACACAUAUGUCAACACACAAACAACCAGGCCUUGAGGUUGGUGGGGCUACGUUAGCCUUUAAAAAAUGGCUCCAAUCUGCGUUAUAGUGCAACACCAGAACUAGUUAACUUCACAAACUCAGCUAAUACACGCCCACUAAUUCGAGGAUUUUCUGAAAUUCCAGCAGUUUAAGCUAAACAACAAACACUGAAACCGAAGUUUAUAAGAUGCACACAAAGCCCCCAAGCUAUCCCUCCUUUCCCUUUUCCUUUUUCUUUUUCCUUUCUCCUUUUUCUUUUUUUUAUUCUAUCUUCUUUUCUUAAUUCUUACCCUUUCUCACUCUGUCCUAGCAUCUUCUUUGCUUGCUCGGUGAAGUUUGUAAUGCCAACUCCAUUUACAUAAAGUCCCAGAGAGAUGCAGUAACUGAUGUUCCACUGCGACAUCUUGUUCAUGGCGACGUCACCGAUAGUGGAGGUGUACUAUUGGAAGCCCGUCUUACCAGGUGUGUCGAGGGUGCUUGCAUGUCUCAAUGAGAAGGCCGUCGACUUUAAGCUCAUUGACAUGUACGAGGGCCAGAGAAUGUCCCCCGACCUCCUCAAGCUCCAGGCACCAAACCAAGUCCUUGUCCGUGGGUUUGAAAAUGGAAGAGAGUUUCUUUCCGAAUCCAGAGCGAUAUGCCGCUAUAUUACAGAGAAGUAUGCGGAGCGUGGGAACAGAUAUCUGCUGGGAAGAGAUCUCCUAGAAAGGGCUUGCAUCGAACAAUGGCUGAAGUCAGAGGAGCAGAGCUUUGACCCUCCGAGCUGGGAACUGGUCUUCCACCUGGCCUUUGCCCCCCUCAUAGGCCUCAACAAACAAGACACAGCUCUUAUCACCCAGAAUGAACAGAAGCUGGCAAGGGUCCUGGAUGUUUAUGAACAAAGACUAAGCGAGAACAAGUUCCUAGCAGGUAAUGAAUUUACUCUGGCAGAUCUCUCACAUCUCCCCAACUCGUACUACCUUGCAGACUCCCAACAAUGGGGCUACCUCUUUGACUCAAGGAAGAAUGUCAGAAGAUGGUGGGAGGAUAUCUCAGCGCGGCCUUCAUGGUUGAAUGUGGUAGAAUUACUGAAUGAGGUUGAUGUGCUGCAUGAGCAUGCUGAUACCGAAGAUGCUGCUACAUCUCAAGAGACCUCCACUCUGCUAUUUUCUAAAUCUCGUGGAACAGAACCAAUCAAAGUAGCCCAUGUUAUCCAGACUCCCAUGACUGUUCAAGCUGUUCCGCAAUCAAAGGAUAGUCCUGAAAGAGCUCUGACCAAACCAACUGCUCCUCCACCAGAUACUACACCGCAGGCUCCUCAAUCCACUGCCCCAGCAACAACAGAAGCAGUCCCUCCUCAAACUACUACACCCAAAGCUCCACCUUCUCAGACAACUUUGCCACCAACAGCUCCUCCUCCUGCACCGAAAACUGAACCAGCUCCAGAGGCACAGACAACCACCCAGCCAGGUCCUGCUUCCUCUGUUGAAUCAAGACCUCAACAAGCUCCUCCCACUAAGUUAACCGCUGAACCCGAGUCCACUGUUCAGCCCACCACAAGACCGACCUCUAUUGCCGAGCCUGAAAAACAACCAAUUCCACCAGCCUCAACUGACCAGCCAAGUCUUCAGCCAACCAACCAUUCCGCCAAGCCUACCACAACCCCUCCAACUGAAUCAGCACCUGAAGCUGCAGAGACUACUACUCAACCUGCUCCUCCACACUCUCAGUCUGCUCCAGCUGAAACAAGAUCUCAACAAGCUCCUCCCACUAAGUUAACCCCUAAACCCGAGUCCACUGUUCAGCCCACCACAAGACCAACCUCUGUUACUGAGCCUGAAAAACAACCAACUCCACCAGCCUCAACUGACCAGCGAAGUCUUCAGCCAACCAACCAUUCCGCCAAGCCUACCACAACCCCUCCAACUGAAUCAGCACCUGAAGCUGCAGAGACUACUACUCAACCUGCUCCUCCACACUCUCAGUCUGCUCCAGCUGAAACAAGAUCUCAACAAGCUCCUCCCACUAAGUUAACCCCUGAACCCGAGUCCACUGUUCAGCCCACCACAAGACCAACCUCUGUUACUGAGCCCGAAAAACAACCAACUCCACCAGCCUCAACUGACCAGCCAAGUCUUCAGCCAACCAACCAUUCCGCCAAGCCUACCACAACCCCUCCAACUGAAUCAGCACCUGAAGCUGCAGAGACUACUACUCAACCUGCUCCUCCACACUCUCAGUCUGCUCCAGCUGAAACAAGAUCUCAACAAGCUCCUCCCACUAAGUUAACCCCUGAACCCGAGUCCACUGUUCAGCCCACCACAAGACCAACCUCUGUUACUGAGCCCGAAAAACAACCAACUCCACCAGCCUCAACUGACCAGCCAAGUCUUCAGCCAACCAACCAUUCCCCCAAGCCUACCACAACCCCUCCAACUGAAUCAGCACCUGAAGCUGCAGAGACUACUACUCAACCUGCUCCUCCACACUCUCAGUCUGCUCCAGCUGAAACAAGAUCUCAACAAGCUCUUCCCACUCAGUCAACUCCUGAACUUGAGUCCACUGUUCAGCCUACCCCAAAAGCAGCCUCUGCUACAGAGCCUGAAAAACAACUAGCUCCACCAGCCUCAACCGACCAGCCAAGCCUUCAACCAGCCAACCAUUCCACCAAGCCUACCACAACCCCUCCAACUGAAUCAGCACCUGAAGCUGCACAGACUACUACUCAACCUGCUCCUCCACGCUCUAAGUCUGCUCCAGCUGAAUCAAAAUCUCAACGAGCUCCUCCCACUCAGUCAACUCCUGAAUUUGAGUCCAUUGUUCAGCCUACCACAAGCCCAGCUUCCGCUACCGCGCCUGAAAAACAACCAGCUCCACCAGCCUCACCCGACCAGCCAAGUCUUCAACCAGCCAACAAUUCCAGCAAGCCUACCACAAUCCCUCCAACACCUGAAGCUGCACAAACUACCACUCAACCUGCUCCUCCACACCCUCAGUCUGCUCUGGCUGAAUCAAGACCUCAACAAGCUCCUCCCACUCAGGCAACCCCUCAACCUGAGUCCACUGUUCAGACUACCUCAAGAGCAUCCUCUACAACCGAGCCAGAGAAACAAGAAGUUCCACCAGCCUCAACCGACCAGCCAAGCCUUCAACCAGCCAACUAUUCCACCAAGCCUACCACAACCCCUCCAAGUAAGUCAAUCCGUGAACUGGACAAUGCUGAAAUCUCUUCCAUACAACCAAUUAAUCAGUCUACUCAAGCUUUUCCACCAGCUAAAUCCGCACCUGAAGCUGCACAGACUACUACUCAACCUGCUCCUCCACGCCCUCAUAGCACCCAGGAUAAGUCGCAAUCAAAUUCACAGCCAGAUAGUGUUACCCAGUCAGCUUCUCAACCCACACCCACUGCCCAGUCAAUCACUCAGCGAGCUCCUGAUAUGCAGUCCGCUGGUGAACCUGCUACGAGUGAUCAAUCAUCAGUCCAAACAGUUCAAACUGCAUCAAAGACUCCUACCACUGAGUCCACCAGUGAAUCAUCUUCUAUUUCCCAGUCUACAACACAAGCAGCUCCCAUUUCUCACACUGCCACUCAACCAGAUCAGACAGCACCCGGUGUGAAGUCUAAUCCUCAACCAGCCUCUGCUGCUCAGCCUUCCCUGAGUACACCCCCUACUGCUGAGAUCGCCAGUCCACCAGCCAAUAUUGCUACCAACCUAACCCCUCAACAAGAUCCCAACACCCGGCAAAAGCCUCGGCCUGAUCUGAAUGCUCAGUCAGACACAUCAAGUACACUAAACCUGCAACCAAGUCAGAGUACCCAGCAAAGCUCUGAGACAGAUGUGAAUGUUUCAUCAAAAGAUAAACAAGAUUCUGCUGGAAACCAGUCAACACCUCAACAAGCCACUCCUAGCAGCCAGCCACCGGCCAAUACUGGUGAGACCAUGACUCCACCAUCCAGUACUAUGAAGUCUGGUCCUCAACCAGCAAGUACAACUGCCAACCUAAGCUCUGAAACAGAAUCCAACAUCCAGACAAAGCCUCAGCAAGACCUGAAUGCUCAAUCAACCACAUCUGCUACCUCAAACCCACAACCAGGUUCAAAUACCCUGCAAAACUCUCAAACAGAUUCAGAUGUUCCAUCAAAAACUAAAGAAGAUUCUGUUGGGACCCAGUCUAAACCUCAACAGGCUACUCCAAAUACUGAGCCCAACUUCCAAACAGAAACAGGUACUCAGUCAACAUCUCAACCAAAAGAAGGGGCUCCGUCAACUGUUCAACCAAGCUCCAAUGAUCAGCAAAACCCUCAAACAGCUGCUCCUAAUGACCAAUCAAAACCACAACAACCAGAUUCUAUUGCCUCAUCAACUGCUGAACCAGCUUCCGGUCAGUCUACCUCUCAAUCAUCAGCUGCUAGUGGGCUGACCCCUCAAACCGGCCCUACUGGUGAGCAAACCAAUAAAAAAGAUUCUUCCACUCCUACAAAGUAACCAGCCUCUGCAGUCUGCUAUCUAGCAAACCACAUUGAAUCGUGGCUUUGCAUUAGUCAAAAACUCCACUUCCAUCACUUUGUCUCCAUCAGGUCCUUCUUCUUCUACUCCUUGAUCAUCUGCAAUCCAAUUUCAGUGGCCCACAAAUAAUCAGAUCAUUUUGAGUUAUGUGCAGAACCUCUGCUCUUCUAUUUUCUGUUACCAUGGUGUUUGCUUUCAGAACUUCUAUAUAUCGGUUUGUUUUGUGGAAUGUUAUGAUGUAUAUGUUAAGUUUGCUUGAUCAGAAGCAAGUCUCUGUUUCAAUAAGCGAUGUAUGCCAAGAGUUCACCUUCACUCUGAGGAUAGCUAAAUUGGGAGUGUAAUAUUAGACACUAUACCUUUCAUGUUUUGCAUAGUGUGGUGAAAGAAAAUGUAUGGUGCUGAGAAAUAUUUAUUUUACUUCUCUUUUUUA
This is a messenger RNA of Phoenix dactylifera (date palm), 4990 nucleotides long. RefSeq lists its product as uncharacterized. Gene Ontology annotation, cellular component: cytoplasm. Gene Ontology annotation, molecular function: glutathione binding; glutathione transferase activity. The record is from RefSeq and is a predicted model, not a curated record. Gene Ontology annotation, biological process: glutathione metabolic process. Lineage: Eukaryota; Viridiplantae; Streptophyta; Magnoliopsida; Arecales; Arecaceae.